GGAUUGGGGGACGCCGCUUCCCUCCCACCCAGGGCAGCCGAUAAACCCCUGGGUGCCAGCACCCACCACCACACCCAGCACCAUGGGCAGCCUGCGGCUGUGGCUCGCCGUCCUCGCUGGCCUCAGCGGUGUCACCGCCCAGGAAGACCUCUACCGAAAGGUGUUCGUUUUUCGGACCGACCCCAGCGAUGCCUACGUGGUGCUGCGGGCGAAGCUGGAGCAGCCGCUGCUCAACUUCACCGUGUGCCUGCGCUCCUACACGGACCUCACGCGGCCCCACAGCCUCUUCUCCUACGCCACCAAGGCGCAGGACAACGAGAUCCUCCUCUUCAAGCCCAAGCCCACCGAGUACCGCUUCUACGUGGGGGGCAAGUCCGUCACCUUCCGCGUCCCCGAGAGCCGCGGGGACUGGGAGCACGUCUGCGCCAGCUGGGAGUCGGCCACCGGCAUCGCCGAAUUUUGGCUCAACGGGAAGCCCUGGCCCCGCAAGGGGCUGCAGCGGGGCUACGCGGUGGGCGCCGAGGCCAUGAUCAUGCUGGGGCAGGAGCAGGACGCCUUCGGGGGGGGCUUCGACGUCUACAACUCCUUCACAGGCGAGCUGGCCGACGUCCACCUGUGGGACACGGGGCUGUCCCCAGACAAGAUGCGAGCCGCCUACCAGUCCCUGCGCCUGCCGCCCGCCCUGCUGGCCUGGAGGAGCUUGAGCUACGAAACCAAGGGGGACGUGGUGGUGAAACCGCGGCUCCGGGAGGUUCUGGGGCGCUGAGAGCCCACCUCAGCCCCCGCUGUCCCCUCGCUGUCCCCUCGUGCCUGGCAGAGUCACCCAGGGGUGCCCCUUCCCUGCCCAACGCCCCCCUCGUGCUGUCAGUGGGGCCACUGACACCCAAUUUCAUCCCCUUCCAGCAUUAUAAAUAAAUCAAAUACACCAGCAGCAACA
This is a messenger RNA of Anas platyrhynchos (mallard), 937 nucleotides long. RefSeq names its product serum amyloid P-component-like. The record is from RefSeq and is a predicted model, not a curated record. Gene Ontology annotation, molecular function: complement component C1q complex binding. Lineage: Eukaryota; Metazoa; Chordata; Aves; Anseriformes; Anatidae. Gene Ontology annotation, biological process: innate immune response.